Molecule: messenger RNA, 4424 nt
Organism: Austrofundulus limnaeus
Lineage: Eukaryota; Metazoa; Chordata; Actinopteri; Cyprinodontiformes; Rivulidae
Gene: disc1
Product: DISC1 scaffold protein
Biological process (GO): neuron migration; cilium assembly
Cellular component (GO): microtubule; intermediate filament cytoskeleton; microtubule organizing center
Source: RefSeq, a predicted model, not a curated record
UAAUUUUAUCCGGUUUGCUCAUGCGCGCUGAAGCCCGCGGAGGAAAAAACCCGGAGAGCCGCCCGGUUCUGGAGUCGGGAGAUGUUUGUUGGAGCACAAACAGCCGCUGUUUACAUGUUGAAACGGAAACGGAGUUAAAAAUGAACUUUUCUCCGUCUGUUGUCUGAAACUGCUUUUUUACUUACAGACAACUAAAGAUGUUUGCGGGACUGAUGGGACUGGACUGUCACCGGAAGUCCAGGUUUCACCACUGUGGAGCCUCAGAGGGUGGCAAAGCAUCAGGGACAGCUGGACAUAAGAGGCUCCACCGAAGACCGGGGUGCAUGAGAGGAGAGCAGACCGGACUGCAGGGUGCUGCUCGUGCUGAGGAGGAGGAGGAGGAGGAAGAAGAGGAGGGCAGCACUGUUUGCAUUAGGAGUGAAAAAUCUGGAUGUCCCGCUGAGGCCACGCCUCCUCAAGUGUCCUUAAUGAAUCAGCAGCGUUGCAACAAACCAACAUGUAGCACCUUCAACAGGAACCACUUCCUGUGUCCUGGGAGACGUCCCUGUCCCUCAGCAGACAGAACCUCAACCCAUCCGGCUCAGUCCUCAGAACCCAGCUCGAGUCCGAGCCCCAGCAUUCACUCUCCCCCGGAGGACUCCUUCAACUCCAGUUUCAGCUUCAUCCAGCAGUCUUUAAGCUGCAGCCAGAAGGCAGAACCAGAACCACUGAGUCCAGAAGCAAAACCGUCCACUUUCCCCGCUGAGCAUGGUUUUCCAAAGCAGUCCACUCCCGUCCGACCGCCGCCAUCCUGCGCCCGAGCYGAACAGGUCCAGAAGGAGGAGAGUCCACCCGGAAGGAGACUCCUGCCGGACUGCGAACCCCGGUCUCCAGACCUAGAGGUGGACUCGGACACCGCCUCUGCCUCCUCUGUCACCUCCGGCUACGAGAGCACCACGCUGGCCUCGGAGCAGGGCUGGGACGGCCUGGUGAGGAAGUACGAAGGCGUGCUUCAGGACUGCCUCCAGAACAACCGCACGUACGCCAAGAUCGAGUCCWUGAUGUUGAAGCUGCAGAGGCUCCAGCAGAAAGCCAUCCUAGACGACGACUACGACGCCGCCGAGCGCUUCGGGAACAAGCUGGAGGAGCUGUGCAGGGAGCGCGGAGCUCUCAGGCUGGGUCUGCCCUCCAGGCAGCCCGGCGUGGCCUCCUUCCUGGAGCGGCUCAGGCAGGUGGUGCACGGCGCCCUCCAGAGGACGGAGCACCGCCAGCACAGAGAGGGGGCGGAGCCAGGACUAGAACCAGUGGAUCAAGCCGAGCCACUGCAGCAAAGAGACCAUUUGAUUCAGGAGAAGCGGCAGGUUGAGGAGGAGAUGGCGGAGCUGCAGCGCAGGCUUGCGGCGCUGCAGGAGCGGAGCCGGGUCCUGGAGCAGCAGAUCCAGCGGGAGGAGCAGCAUCUGGAGGCCGAGGAGCUGGAGGGCUCCGUGCUGCGGAGCUGCACCGCGGCCCAGCUCCGAGACCUGAGCCGGACCCUGCAGGACCUGGUCACAUCCGAAAGCCGCUCGCUGAUCGCCGUCUCCCCUCCACCGUCCACGCUCAGGCUUCAGGAGCAGGAGCGAGCUCUGAAUCUGUCCAUCAAGGAAGCUACAGCUAAAGUGGUCAUGAGUCAGAGGCUGGGCAGCAGCCUGAGGAGGAAAGUCAGCGAGACUGAAACGCAGCUUUUGGCUCUGCAUGAAGCCAAACUGGCGGCCAUUUCUGGUAACGACUUCGGCAGCGCCAAGGAGCUGAAGGCCGAGAUGAAGGCGGUGUACCUGGAGCGGGACCGGCUGGAGGCGCUGGUCCAGAGGCUGCAGAGCCUCAGCUCGGGGAGCAGCCAGGAGCUGGGCCGCAUGAAGGAGCAACGGCAGCAGCUCAGGCAGGAGCUGGAGCAGAGGGAGGCCCUGCACGAAAGCCGGCUGAAAGAGAACACCGUCAGGUACAUGGAGCUGCUGGAGGACCGGCUGCACAGGACGUGUGCAGCGAGGCCGAGGCCACAGACCUGACGGAGCACUGCGAGCUGAUCAGCGACAGACUAAUCGCCUUGGAGGACGAACUUCAGACGGCUAUCCUGAACCGAGACCUAGCCCUCACCCAGUCUUUAGAAAAAGAAGUUCAGGAAGUCAAGUCCACUUUACAAGCUAUGUUUGCACAACUGAAGGUGGAAGGAGAAGAGCUAAACGACCAGAUACAAAACGGAACCGAUGAUGAUGAAGAGGAGGAGGAUGAAGAAGAGGAGGAKGAAGAAGAGGAGGAGGACCAGUAUUUUAGUGACAGCUGGGACAUUUGAGAUGCCUGAAGGUUCAUGGACAAAUAUCAGUUUACUGUAACCUCACUCAAACCAGCUGUUCUAAAAGUGACAUUUUAUCAAAACUAAAAAAACAAAAAGCGUUUUGAUACGAAUCCCUUCAUUUACGGCACUUUGUUGUAUAAAUUAGCUGCAAAGCUCCGACAGUCUUGCAGCUGUUCCAACCUUUGGACACUUCACGUUAAACACUUUGGAUCUUUAUGAAGACGAGUCUCGUCCUAAUGAGCAGUUAGGUGACAUUUUUUAUGUCUUUUUUUAUUAUUCUCUGGUCAUUUUGCUGCCAUGUUGCAAACCAGCUGAGCUGCAGAACUGUGACAUGUAAAGCAGCAGCCUGUAGCUGCAAAGGACACGAAGAGGACAAUCUUAAUUAUUAUUAUUAUUUGUUUGUUUUACGUUGCACUUAAACUAUGCUUCGUUUUUUUAAUUGAUCAGCGAACCAAUUUGAGUGUUUGUUCCUCUGAUAACUAGUUUGUGGUGCUAAAAAUGUGAGCUAACUUGAAACACUUUAUCUUCUUUGAAUGGAAAAUGCAAUAUUUAAGCCUGGAUCUUGUUGGGAAAAUGUUGUUUUUUUUUUUGUUUGUUUUUUUACAGCUGGGAGUUGCAAAGGCUCAUUUUUAUGUCACAGUAAUUUUAUACAUGUUCAAAAAUGAGCGAAACCAUUUGUUUCUUGUAAUAAUCAGUCGAUGCAGGCGUCUGGAACCCAUUUAAUUGUUUAGAUUUGAGACUUUUGCAGAAAAAUAGAUCAAAUUAGAGCUGAUUAGAAACAAAAAACUGAUUAAUUGGAGACAUAAUACACUUUGGGGCUGAUUUAUCAAUAUCUUAGACAACGAGUGCUAAAUAGCUGCGCAAGUAAAAAAUAGCUCAUGCUAAAAGUGGACGUGUUGCAAACGAUUUACUAAGAUUGCAGAAAUGAUAAGAGGCGCAUGGUGCAGACUUCCCUGUUGAAAUGACCCUUUCCAGCCUUGACCCCCCAAAACAGUUGGUUUUUGUUUGAUUUUUAUUUAUUUUUUACAAACUUUUUUUGUUGCACAUUUAUCUUGAAUUUSGAUGCAAUAAAUUAAAAUCAAAUGAUAAACUGAUUUUAUACAGUAAUUUAAGAACCAUGUGAAGUUGUUUGGAUUAAAUUACCCAGAAUUUCCCGUUUUGCAUGUAGACAAACAUACAGGACAAUUUUUUGUAUUUAUUUUUUUAAACCUUGGUUCACACGGCAAGAUUUUAAAAAUGUUGGUUGAUUUUUCAUAACCAGAGAUAGCAGUGUGUGGUGUGCAGACAACAGACCAACAGAUUCACCAACCUUCAGAUGUCAGACAGGAAGUCUCAUGAGAUCAAACGUGAGUUCAACAUGGCCGACGAGGAAGAAGCAUUGGUGASAGUUUGUGGACCUUUUAAAAGAAAAGAAAAGUCACCUCUCUUUCUGAUUGGCUACAUGUGACAUUCAACAGACUGCGARCUCGUUUGUCCUCGGGAAACACCUGAGCACGCUGGGACACCGGGCCAAGAGGACCCAAUAUGCUAAAUAUCCCCAGUUUGAGACUGGAGCGGUCCUGAUGUCCUUCCAACAGGAGCAGAACCAGAAGGGCGGCACUUGGCRCCCCCAAAUGAUCGACCAGUGGGCUGUGGUUUGUUUGUUUACAAAGUAAAUGUACUUAGUUACUAUAAACCUCUGUAGUUUUGCUCUUGUUUUAUGUAGUAUUGAUAAAUCAGCCCUUUUGAGAAUAAACAAAAACAUACAUUUGCACAUAUUUAAAUAUUAUUCGUCUCUAAGAUAGAGGGAGUUUUUCUCACUGCUGUUUGUUUUAAAGUUUUAUAAAACUGUCUGAAUUGGUUAUUUUAUUUUUAGAAUAAGUAUAUUCGCUGGGCGCCAUGCGUUUUUUUUAUAUUUACAUUGUAUCCUGAGCUCACUAUAUGAUGUUUUAUAUUUAUUCCUAACAGCUUGUCACUAAUUACAACGUGCCAUGUUCGGUCUGAUGUUGUGUCCUGCUGUUUUCUUCUCGUGUUGAAUUAUUUCUCCUCACGACACAUAAAAUGUGCAGCCAGGCGAGCGAGGGCAGUGGCAUGUAGGAGAUAUCAAUAAAGGUCCUCUGGUGGGGUCUUCAAUGCA